CCUCUGUUACUGAAGAGAUUUGUCUGUUUGGCGAAGUUCCAAUCUUGACAGAGAGACCCUGAUCCCAUGGAGUUAUGUAGUGUUGCCUCGGUAAUGAGCUUAGGGAGUCUAGCUAUACAGCGCACACAUUUGUGCUCCCUAGUCUUCAGAGCUUUGCCAAGGCUGCUAGGCUACACUCCCAGUUCACCGAAGAAACUAUGCAAAGAUGUUGAUCCACUGCUGACCGAGACUAUCGUGGGCACAUUGCGAGAGCUGCCUCAGGACAUCUUGAUGGAUAUCUUUGCCACCCUUGAAAUCCCUGACCUCAUACGUGUUGGCGCCGUCUGCCCCUCUUGGCACUCUGCAUAUACCAGCCUACAAAGCCUUGGGCUGUAUAAACUAUCUCAGACGCCGUGCCUUCUCUAUACUUCUGAAUCUGCUGACGAUAGCUCUGCUUACCUCUACAGCCUCAGUGAAAAGAGAUCGUACAAGUUAACUCUUCCGGAUCCACCUAUCCGCACUAGGUGUUUGAUAGGGUCCUCUCAUGGCUGGCUGAUUACUGUUGAUGAAAGAUCUGAGAUGCAUCUUGUCAACCCGAUCACAUGUGAACAGAUUGCGCUACCUUCAGUGAUCACCAUCGAGCAGGUGAAGCCCAUCUUCGAUGAGUACGGUGAUCUACACAAGUAUGAAUUGUCAUGGCACACUGGAACGCGUGCUGCUUAUAACUCGCCAUCUAUUUAUGAUCUUGACAAGCUGCGGGAUGAACUCCACUAUAAGGCGUUUGUGUUCCCUGAUACAUCCACAGGAAGCUACAUGGUGGUUCUCAUCCACAAUCCAAAGCAGCAGCUUUCUUUCACAAGAGUAGGGGAUGAUAAGUGGACCUGGCUUCCACCCCAUGAUGCCUAUGAGGACUGCACUUACAAGGAUGGCAUGUUGUAUGCAGUGACUGGAUUUGGAGAAGUUCAUGUUUUUGAUUUUAGUAGUGGACCUGCUGUUACAGUGGAGAUGAUUAUGCAAGUGCGCAAUGUGUAUGGCUGUGGGUACAUGUACAUUGCUCAAGCUCCAUGGGGCGAUCUGCUGCUGAUUUGGAGAAUCUGUGAGGAUCAUGAUGUAGAACCUGAACCAGGGGCAUCUGUGUUUUGGAACACUACGGAAUAUGAAAUAUAUAAAUUUGACCUUAAAAGAAGUAAGCUUAAGAAAAUCAAUUGCUUGCAUGACCAUGUGUUGUUUCUUGGACAUAAUCAGUCACUUUGUCUCAGUGCUGGAGAAUAUCCGUCUCUCAAGGCAAAUCAUGUCUACUUUACUGAUGAUAAUGUGUUAUGGACAUUGAGAUUGAAGAAUAAUCAUCGUGAUAUGGGAAUUCUCAACUUGGAUGAUAACAACAAGGAAGAAGUUGUGUCUCAUCAGCUCUUCUCCAACUUCCCGGCUCCUAUUUGGGUUACACCUGAUCUUAGAAAGAUGGACAUGGCUUCACGAGUGGAUUGAAAAAUCCUUGAUGAGUUCACUAAGUUAACAGUAGGGUGGUUUGCUAGGUUAUUGCGGAUUUGGGCUUCCUAGAGAAAGUCAUGGACAAACUACUCAAAGGGCCACUUGGACUGUGCGUGCAUCAUGGUCGCUUGACCCCAGUUGUACACACUAGCUUUGAGCAGUUGAAUAAUUAGUUUGAGUUUUUCUUUGUUUACCCCUGUU
Molecule: messenger RNA, 1668 nt
Organism: Lolium rigidum
Lineage: Eukaryota; Viridiplantae; Streptophyta; Magnoliopsida; Poales; Poaceae
Product: putative F-box protein At4g22180
Exons: 1
Coding region: 67-1464 (465 amino acids)
Molecular function (GO): protein binding
Source: RefSeq, a predicted model, not a curated record